Messenger RNA from Podarcis lilfordi (Lilford's wall lizard), 38688 nucleotides. The record is from the annotation of a GenBank genome assembly. Lineage: Eukaryota; Metazoa; Chordata; Lepidosauria; Squamata; Lacertidae.
AUGGGUCCGCAGUGGCGGGAUAAUCAUAAUCAAACCGAUACUGGCUGCACGUCGUUAAUGCCCCAAUCGCUCGCAUGCACACACUGCAAAAUUAAGACGGCGCUGUUAAUCCUUGCCCAGAAGGUGGCAGGCAUCCCGAGCCCCUUCGCUUUUGCCCUUCAACCCUCCCGCCAUUCACUCCACUUCGACCCCUUCCUACCUCCGGGUACCCCGAGCCUGACUGCGCGCAACCCCCCCCCCCCCCAACUUCAGCAACGCUCCCUCCCAUGGACGGUUUUGCAGGCCGCUCCUACUCCGAGGCAAGUCCCAGCGACUUCCUUCCGAGAAAGUGCACUUCUUGCAGCCGGGUCCCAGGCACAAGCUGGGCGGGCGAAACCCCGACGGAUGCCGGCCUGAGGCGCGCCUAACUCUGCCCCGCCGCAGGGUCGAGGCCUAGCCCUCCUCCAACUGCCCUGCUCCCCGUGCCCGUUUCCUCCGAGGUAAGUGGGUCCAGUGGAGCUGCCUCCCGCCGCGCGCGGACUGGGCGCCCCGGGAAGGCGCAGCGGCGCCCCGGCCGCCCCUCUCCGCCUGCGCUCGCUCCUCGGCCGGGCCAGCGGAGCACCGCCCGCCCAGCGCCCGCCACCCAAUCGCGCGUCCUGGCGGCGGGAGGAGGGGGCGGCCUCGGCGCCCGGAGCCUGUGAGCCGAAGCGAUGUGGGCCGGGCCUAAGCGCUGCCUCUGCCGUCGUUGCUGCCGCUGCUGCCGCCGCCGCCGCCAUGAUGCUUGUUUGCUUUCAAUGAGUGUGAGAAGGAGGCGGAGGAGGAAGAGAAGGAGGAGGAGAAGGAGGAGGCGGGGGGAGCCCGUUCUCCCGUCCGGCCCGCGGCAGGAAACAAAGAGCCAGGCAGAGGCAGCGCAGAGACGGGGAUGCUGCAGCUACAGGUACGGGGGCGGCGGCCGCGCCGACGGAAAAGGCGGCGGCGAGGAGGAGGCAGAGGGAGCGGGGGUCGAGGCGGCUCUUCCUCAACCGCCCCCCCACCCCGUCGAAUGAAUCUGUGGGGCGGGGGUGGCGGCAGCGGGGACCGCGGCCUGAGGAAAGCAGGUUUCUGACGGGAGGGGGGCGGUUAGAAGUGCCCCGGGUAAUCAUAAUGGGGGCGCGCGGGGGGGGGGGGACGACCGAAGGAUUAUUUUGGUGGGAGGCGCGGAGAGCGGCGGCGGCGGCGGCGCAUUCGAGGUCCUGUGGGACGCGGAGAGAGAUGGCUGACUUUCCGGGGUGGGUGGGUGGGUGGGGGUCGAGGAGAUGUUUGUGGGUCGGUUUGUCGGGGGUGGGUCGUGUUGACAAGGUUAACGGGGGGGGGCUGCUGACCAGAGAGGGGGAGCGGGGGUUGUGUUGGGGUCCUGUGAGGUUUGGGGGGUGGUUUGUCGGUGUUACUAUUUUUAUAAUAAUCCAGCCGGGGGGGGGGGGAGGGGAACGCGGCUCCUCUUCGGGGAAGGGGCGCGGAGGGAGACGGGCGAGGUAAAUACGUCGCGAGAUACGAAGCGGGGUCUCCGGGCCCUGCGCCUCCGGAGUGCGUGAAAUGCAUGGCUGGACGAGGACGGGGCGGGUGGGGGGUGGUGGUUGGGCGAGGGCUUUUGAAGGGAGCGUGUUGUGCGGGGGGGGGGCGCCGGGGUAGCAAAUAAAACUGUGUACGAGGCGGGUGAGGCGAGCGGCCUAUUGCGCUGAAGGUGGUGGAGAGUGAGUGGUGGCGGCGGUGUUUUGAAACAAAACAAAACAAAAAUUACUGGCGUGUGUGGUGGUGCUUUGGCGCUGGCACAGUUGAUUUGGAGGGCAUUAUUGCUCUUCAGGAAACAAAAGGAGCCCUGUUGGGGUUGGCAGGGAGGAGGAGUUCUCCCGAGGAGAAAAAAGUUUUUGGUCUGGGAAAGUAGAGACGGGGGUUGGUGUUUUGCACUUGGAAGGGGCGGCUGAGCCUUCCUGGAAGCUGUGGGAAGGUUCUGGAGGAAGUGACGUGCUCAGUGCCUGUUGACAAGAGCUGUGGGGUGGUGGGAGUAGUGUGGGGGUAAGGGGGGGGCAGGGCUCAUUUGCUUGAAGUGUGUAAUAAGUGUGUUAGGAUUCUGGUUUGUGGGGUUGGCGUGGCUAUACAAAUGCACCAAACUGCUAUUUUUAUUUUUAUUUUUGCACUUAAAAGCAACUAAGAUAAAAGUACAGGUGUAGUGGGGGGGAAGCUGGUUUAAUAAAAACUGAAAGUGUAAACACUUCUGGAAAUAAGCAGGAAGAAAGGAAAGCUUGCAUUGCACAGCUGUUUUUCUUCUCCACACCUCAACAACCUCUUAAAAUUAAUUUAAAUAGAACAGGUAGGUGUAAAUUUAAAAACUAUAGGUCCGUAUUUGCCGUGGAUAAAUAAGCCUGGUUCUUGGGAACAAAACCUGCACUUCAGGAUAAAUUUAAGCUUGGUUACAUUACCCUUGUGUCUGAAAGGGCUAGCUUGCAAUAAGAAGGCCACAAUAGACAGCCUGUGUCUGAAAUAGAAAGGAAAGAGCUUUAGCAGGAAUGAUUGACAGCUGUGCUGUCCAAUGUAAUGAGCUGGGGGCAGGAAUACUGUUUAUAUGCAGGUAGCUUGGCUGGGCCUCAGUCUGUAGAACACACACAUGUACCGUGGUACCUCAGUUUACGAACAGUCCUGUUUAUGAACUAUUUGGUUUACGAACUCUGCGAAACCGGAAGUAGUAUUCUGGUUUGCAAACUUUACCUCGGUUUACGAACCGAAGCUGAAUGGUGGAAGGGCACCAGCGAUGGGAGGCCUCAUUAGCGAAAGCACACUUCGGUUUAAGAAUGGAUUCGGUUUAAGAACAGACUUCCGGAAAGGUAAACCGAGGUACCACUGUAGGGGUAAACAGGAUUAGAAUGCAGAUCUCUUGGGGUUACCUACAACAGCAAAUUUGUUGUAUAUGUUUUUGUGUAGAUGGAGUAUCUAAUGAAGUGCUGUUUUAGGCCGCUAAGAAAGCAAAACUUCAGCAGGCUGUUCCUUAUAAGGGUGAGAUUCUAAGGGGUAGUAUACAGUUGUCAAUUUGAUCCAAAAUAUAUGGUAGGAAAGAUAUUUUUAUGUACAGGUUGCUUGUGAGUUCUGUGUUUUUAGUGGUAGAUUUUUAUGUUGAAUUUUACUUUUGUAUUGGUGAAGGGACAUAACCCAAAAGUAAAAAAUAAAACGAUAAUUAAAAAAUGUAACAGCACCUGUUUUGGAUAACCUUCAUCUUUUACUAGUUGAAUGAUCUGGGAGGUUUUAAAAUUUAUUUAAGGUGAGUUUUUGUUUUGCAUUAAGCCUUUUAAAUAUCUGUAGUUAAAAGACGAGGAUUUUUAGGAAAACCUCAUAAAUUUUCACUAUAACUUAAGAUAGAUAAUGGAAAUUCCAUUAUUCUCAUAUUCUAUAGUAGUAAAGAUCUAACAUUUAUAUGAUUAUGUUGUUGAGGUUUCCUGCAGAGAUUUUUGAAUUGUGCUGUAUAAGCAGUUGGGGAUUUCUACAGUGUCUGGUAUGUCUCAGGGUUAUUUUCUUAUCUGGAUUUUACCAUAUUGGUAACAGAGACUUAAAAUUCAAAAGGAUUAAGGAAUAUUUAUGGUAAUUAUUUGGUAUGAAUGUGAAGGUUGGCAAGUGUUGACUGGUAAUUGUAUUGUCUCUUGCAUUUCUUUUCAUCCUAGAGCAGGUCUCGUAAUUGGGGAUUUGUCAACAUUUCCACUGGGGUAAUUUUACAGAAUUAUCCACCCUGUGUUCUUCCUGCUGGUUCAUCUGGACUCUGGAGUGUGCUGCUAGGAAUGAAGUCUUCUCUGGGAGUUUAUUCACAGUAUUGCUGAAAUGGAACCAUUCACAUAUGGAUUAAUGCUUUAUUCACUUUUCACUUGAAGCAUUUGGAUCAGUUCAUUUUUCUUUAUAAGGGAGAUUGUCCUGUGUCAUUUUGUAAUGAAAUCCUAAGUGUAGUCUUGACAAGUUGACAAGUGUAGUCUUGUGUUUCAGUAAUUAAGGAAGAACUUAAAUAUAAAAAUAAAUGAAACCACAGUACUGCAUGGGCAGGUAAUUAUUUUUGGUAAUGUAUAUCUUUAGAUGUACAUAUUGGCUUGUGUGGAUUAAUAAGGUGUAUUUUUAGUAAGUAUGUUGUAAUGCUAGCCCAUGCAUUUCUCAAAUUAGUUUUAAAAACCCACCCAGUGUAUGACAGCUUUAUUUUAAGAAAGAAGUUGCAUUCUUUUGAUAGAAAAAUGGUCCACCAAAAUCCGGUUCUUUGGGUAUGGUACAUUAAAUCUGGCUGUUUUGGUAUGGAAUUUAGAUGCAGAUUAGUUAAAUAACUUGCAUCUUAAUUUCUGUAUAACCCUAUGCAGACAUUCAAAUUGUACAUAUAAUGCAUAUCUCCAUUGAACUCUGCUUGUAGGCAAGAGUUGCCUCAACUGUGUAAAUGUUAGGCAUGAGUGGGGCUGGGGAGUGGAGAUUCUUCCAUGUAUGGCAUUUGAACAUUGGUAUUUGGCUAAGGUGGCAAAAGCGUAUAUGGAUUAGCUACCAAAAAUUACAAGCCUGCACUUUUAAAAAACUUGUACAAGGGACAGUGGAAUAUGAAUGGAGCACUCCUUCCCUUCUUUGCCAGUCCUUCUUAUGAGUUAAAAGCAGGCUAGUGAAACAUAUUGCAAGCUAGAAGUGAGCGCACUACCUCCUCUGCGUUCAUGCUUGGUUUCUAUGAUGAGUGUGCAGGAAGAGGUGAAGUGGACUAAGUACUGGGAUGAAGUGAUCCAUGCCUCUACAGCUAUCCUGCAUGGUUACUAUGCCACACAUGCAGGAAGGGGCCACAUCUCCCAUGCAUAGAUGCUUAGUAGGCUUGUGGCAUUGUCACAGAUUGCCCUGUCACUUUGCCACCAGCAUGUACAUAAAACACAAAAGCCACCCUUUGGAUGCUCAGAAUCCAUCUGCUGCUAGCCCGCUGUGAUAACAUGUAGGACAUGCAGCAUUGUGCUUCACUUCCCAUGCAUCCAGUAUAGAACUGAGGCAUGCUGGGGAUUGCUUUGUCCCUUUGCUGCCAGUGUGCUGUGUUUCUACAAUAAAGGUGUGGGAGAUUUGAUUGUUAAUGUGUCUUGCAGAAGUGCAGCAGGAAGCAUUACUUCUUCCUUCCACCACCAGCUUUCUUGGUUUCUGUGCUGGAUGCAGGGGAGGAAGCUUCACCUCCUACACACCAAAUAUUGAAAUGCAGUGGUCUGCCAGAGGAAGGAUGAAGCGCUUCAUGUCCUAGACAAGGAAGGAGGGGGCUUACUCUCCUCCCCACCCACUAUAGAAAUGUAAUGAGCUGCUGCGUGGAAUGGGGGAAAGAGGGAGCAAACAGGUUCUCUCUUUUGGGCAGUUCAUUCACUCCCCUGUGAUAAAUUCCUUAUCACAUAUGACAACUGGGCAAUGAGUUAAAAACAAGGCUACACUAGGUUUACCGUAUUUGGUAACUAGCAAUUUAUCUUACAAGGCUCUGAAACUAGUUAACCCUGAAGCAUUUGAGAUGUGCAUAUGUGUGUUAACAUUUAAACAUGUCAUUUUUCACUUGUGGCAACAUUCUAAUCUCUACCUAAAAUACUUCGUGGAACCCUGUUACCUACUUCACACUGAGGUGUGGUGCUAAGAGAAAUACUUCAAAUGCUCAUUAGCAGUAAGGUCUUUUUAAUAUUUUUCACAUCUUAACUAGUCCAUAAAAUUUCACUUAACAUACAAACUCCUUUCUUAUGUAGUUUUUACAUGUAGUUACCCUUAAAGCUGAGUAGCCUGUGUGUUAGACAAACCUGUUGUCAGUGCACAUAUAGUUUAAACUGAUUGCUAAGCAGCAUUAAUUUUCCCCCAAAGUCUGUAGUUUAAAAAUGAAUUUGUGAAGUAUAGCCUUGAUACAUCACAUCUCAUGUUUUAUUCCCAAAAAAGGACCACUGGUGGUGUAUCUGAGAACUGAUGGUGUCUCUAAGAAUUAACUGAUAGACACUGACCUGUCUAAACAUAACCUCUGUUUUAGAAGUAGCAUGUUAGUUUUGUAAAAACAUGUCCUGUUUCAUAAUUUUUGGGCACAUUGUGUUGUGCAUUGAAAAUCAGAUUCCUCUAAGCUUCCCCUAGAAUGUGAGGGUUAAAACAAGAACCAUGUCAGAAUGUUAUGAUCUUUGUACUAAUCAAUACAGUUGCAUUCAAGUAUUUGAGCUAAAAAACUGAAAUAGAAGAUGGAGUUCUGUGAUUCUUUCGUUGAGUGUUUUCUCUGUUUGUUAGGGUAGUAAGGGAUGCAGGAUCAAUAUAGUAUAAGGUCAUGCAGGUGUUAUCUGUAACGGUGAAAAUUGAGCCUUCCUAUUCUUAUGCAGCAUAGGAAUUAUUUGCCCCUUAGUAAAUGGCUAAGUGCAAAGUUCUGUAUAAUUCAUGGCAUCAAACCAACAGUCGACAAGGCAGAAGAUAAAAGAUCCUAAGUUAUGUGAAUGUCUCUGAAAAGGAGAGAGCCUUUAACUCAUUCAGACCAGAAUAAAUCAUGACCACACAAAGCUAAUAACUGAAAGGCUUUGUAUGCAUCUUGGAUUUGUCCAGGCUAUAAAAUCACAAAGGGCUGGAAGGUAGUGUGCAGGAUGGGAACCCUCUGCUAUUUUACUGCAAUCUUCUGUAGCAGACUGUGAAGAUUAACAGUCUGUUGGUAUUAGUGAGGGGGGAUUUCCUUCUGUGCAAAGUGGUUUUCCAGUUAUAGUGGUCAGCUCUUAAAGUUGUUGAAAUCCUCCACCCCCUAAUCUUUGACCUAAAAUAUGCAUAGUGGUCCUUGUAGGGUUCCAUCACUAUAGAAGCUGUAAGUCUGAGCUUACAUGUGCUCUGAGGGGACAAGAGCAUGCAGAAGCAGCCAUUGUACUUGGCUGCAUUUCCACAAGGUAGGAAAGCAGCACAGCACUGUGGUGGCUGCCAUUUGUAGGUAAAUAGUGACCUGAGCAGUGAGAAAGGGGUUAAUAGGCAAGUGUGUUGGGCUGUCAGCUGUUUACCCAACUUGCACAGUUUCUAUAUUCCCCAGGUAAGUAGCACAUUAUUUAGGUAAUCUAUAUUGUAUUGUCAUAAUAUCUGCAGAAAAAUUGCAAUGUCUUUAUUAUGGCAUGUAUGAUAUGCCAACAUGGACUUUGAAAAUUAAAGUUACAUUCCUCAUGUGAAGAGGCUGUUACAGGAUACAGUCAUAAAAGUGUGUUGUAAAUUGACACUUCCAAAUAUGUAAGAAACCAAAGCUAAAGAGGAAGUAAAAUUAGGUCCAAGGGCUUCUGGUAGCGUAAUUACAAUGAAAAACAUCUAGAUGUUUAGACUAUUAAGCUAAAUGAUGCUAAGUUCUUGAUUUUUUGUAUAGAGUACAUACAAAUGUUCAUGCAUAUUCCUUCCUGUCUAGAUCUACUGUGUAUACUAAAUACUAGAAGUAAUAUCCCCCCCCCCCAUUGUUUGGGGCUUAAACUACUUUUAGAUAAAUUAUGGUUGGAAGAAUGAACAGUAUGUUGUAGUGCUCUACUGUGAUAGACAGGCUGAACACGACCCAUAUUGUGCAUGCUUGUGAUAAAAGUGUGUACCAUUGAAUUAAAAUCCGUAUCUUACUCUGUGCAAUGAUACCUUUCACAGUAUGGGGUGGGGAUUAAUGUCUCUUUGCUUACUUGUAAUUUGGAUGAGUAACAUAGUAGUUUACCCAUGAGGCUCAUGUUCGAAAUGUUUUCACUGCUGAGUCGUAUUCAUUGGAUACUGCUUAUAGCUUGCUACAGUUUUUUCUUUCAAAGUUAAGAUGGUUUUGAGUUCAUAGGGAAUGCAGAUUUAAGAUUCAUUCCCUAUGCAUUUUGAGUGAAUACUCAUAUUAAAAAAGCGAACAGCAAUGUCUUACUCUGGCAAUUUCCCUCAGAUAACCAUGCAUCCUUACAGUUACAAUUUCCCAUAAUGUCCUGCUUGGAAGAGAGUUCAUUUCUGCUUAUGCAUUACAAUUUUCAGACCAGGGAGGGAAUAUGCAGUGCCAGCAUGAGUAGCUAGUAACAUGCUUAUUUCCCAGUAUUAUUACACAGAAGGUCAUCAGCUAAAAACAGUUAAGGAGGAAAAAGCCUUUGAGAUGGGCAAUCCCAGGAUGAUGAUAAUACAGCCUAAAAGGAAGGAAACACAGUUUUUGCAGUGUUCGUUUCAGUAUGACUAGGGCAGUAUUCAGCUGUAAAGCAGUGAUGAUUCUUCUUUUGGAAUAUUGUUCAGUUUCUUCAUUUUUAAGAAGGAUGGAUUUCAAUUAAUGAUUUCAAAGGAAAGCAGUCUGAAAGAUCUGAACAGAAUGUUUUAUGUUUGGAUGAAUAAGAAGGUAAGGGAAUUCAGUUGAACCCUGCAAUAUGCUGCAGAUGUGAUAGCAGUGAUAGGUCAUGACUGAUCCAUAAAAAUCCAAACUUUGUCCCAUUACCUUUCUUAUUGUAUUGUGUUUUGUCUUAGCUUUAGCUUCAAACUUAUGCUUGUUACUGUAAAUUAGUCUUCCACCCAUAAAAUCCCUGUUCCCUUCCUUUUCGUUGUCCUAGCAAGUUGUCAACCUGAAAAUGACAGAAAAGGAACUUCACAUUUCUUACUGAAGCCACCGGCUCUUUCUUACUUAUUUUGCCAUUGUUUCAGAUCUGUCUUUUCCACUCAUGGACCAUCUUGGACUUCUUCCUUUCCUAUCCCACUUGCCUGCAUCCCGCUCAUUAAUCCUGUUGCCUUUUUCACAUUUCUAUGAACCACUUCAUUUGUGCUGUAUCCACUGACUGCUAAGGCCUAUGCCUGUGCUGUGGUUAUCUUUUAUCACUAAUGCAUCCUUCUCCUUGGAGAUGCAAUGUCAGUGUGUGUAAAGUAGUUGGAUUGUAGAGUUCAUUACAUUUAACUCUACUUUGUAUCUGAUUAAAUAACUGAAAAUGAGACCAAAAAAUGAAGAACUUUGCACCAGCCAUAGUGUGUUUUGCUUCUUUUGGAACUAGCUCUGCAUAGAGCUUCAUCUUUCACAGUUUGAAAAUGUGGGAGGCAGUGACCUUGACUUUCAGGUACUUGAGUGUCUUCCUUGCAUCCCUUUAAAAAACAACAAGACCAAGCCUAACUUGCUUCACCAAAAUAUUGAAGUACUGUCAAGUGCUUUAGGGGGUGUCAAUAGCAGGUGUUACAGAUUUUCUGUCUUGAUAAGUUAAAACAAUGCAAAUAAGCUUUUAAGUCUUCCAGUUUUUAGCUUAUUUGCUACAAUUCCUUUUACCAAAAAUAGGAACGUUAGCCUAACUGGAUUUCCUCUUCUUUUUCUUAAUCUGUUUUGCAGCUCUCCUAGUGGUCAGCCAUAUGUGGCUUCCAAUGUGGAUUUGACUGGGAGUACUGCAAAUCUGAUGGCAGGGAGUACAAAAUCCAGAGCAGCGUGAAAUUUCCUUAUUUUCCUGGCACAUUCUUACCGGUAAAUAUUGUGUAAAUUUAGCAGCCUUAAAAUAGUCAACUGAUAGGGAAUUAGACUUCAAGGGGGAAACUCUUGCUUGUUUGAUGUAAUGCACCACACUAUACUUAAUAAGUGUACAAUAGCCAUUGAGAUGCUAGGUUUUUGCAAAUUAACAAGAAUGAUGAAUAUGCAUAUAUCCAGAUGCUCUUCUUUCUUAUUCAGUUCCAGUAUAAGUUAAAGUAUGGUAAUUAUGCAAAACAUACUUAAUAGCAUUCGUUCUGGACUAAGUGUUGAAUUGAUAGGUUUUCCAGUAUUGGUGUCAUGUGAGAUUUUGUUUUUGCAGGGAGCUUUUGACUCUUACAGUUCAUAGAAAGAAACAGAUAAGAGGGGUACUUUGUAGGAGCACCUGGGAAUCCAUGAAAACCUAAUGGAUAUUAAGCAUUAGGCAUGUCUGUCCCAAUCAGUUGACACCUAUUUUUCUAAACUGAUGGUAGUUGGAGGUUUGCUGAGCUGUUUUGAAUGAACUUGCACUUGCAAGGCUGGCUUUAUUGCAUAUGCUUGUUUUGGUUAGAUUAUAUAGUAGUCUGUGGCUACAACGUGGAAUUUUGAACACUGUAAUCUAAAAUGUGACUUCUGCUGAUUCAAUAUUUUUAUCCAAAAGAUCUUUUAAAAAAAUACUGUGAGUUCUUUACAAGCAUAUUUAUUCCUUGAGUUGAAAGGAUUUUUCUUCAGAAACAUGGUCUGGCAGGGUUGAAUUCUGGAUUCUUGGUUCACACAAACAGUGAUUUAUUGGAGGGGGGAGCAGGGCAGCAGAAGGGUGGGGAGAUGGGGUUAGAGAAGAAGUGAUGACAUCAUCCUCUGGAGUGCCAGGGUGACAAGACAGUUCCUUUUCGCUCUGGCAAAUGAAUGAGGUGGUAACAAGGCUUUCAAAUAUUUUUUUAAAAAUUGGGAUUUCUACUUCAUCUUAGUAAUUUAAACGUUAGCACUUAUUUGAAGUACUGCUUGCAUUUAUAACGAAACACUAAUGAGUUCAUUCAGAUGACUGAAGACCUUUUAGUAAAGUUCACUUUGUUUAGGAAGUUUUAAACCUAUGCAGUCAGAAGUAAGCACCAAUAAGUUCAGUGAAGCUUACUUCCAGGAAACCAUGCAUAGGGCUGCAGUCAUGCUACAAAAAAGUUUAGUCCUUAUGGUGCCACAGGACUCCUUGAAAGACCAGACUUUCUUUUUUUUAGUAGUAAAAUUUAUUUACAGUCAGAACGUGCAUCUUCUGAUUUUUUUUUCCUUUGAGGAAGAAAGCUAUGAGGGGCAGAGUAUGAUAGCAGCAAAAACUUCUAAAACAACCUGUCAUGUCUAGAACAAACAGCAAUUGUUUUUUGUAAUGCAGAAAUUAAAACUAUUGCUAUGCAAAUGCAGGCAGGUAAAUAAACAGACAAUUUUAUUGUGUUUGAGAGAUCUCAGGAUUAAAAAUUCUCUUCAUUAAUAACCCAAAGUUUUAAAGAUCAGCAGAUUGCAGAAGUUGUUCACUAGAGGCCUGCUUUGAGUAUUCAGCUAUGACAGGAAUUGGCCAUCCAUGACAUAUAGUCAUGAUAAAGUGAAGCUUACUUCACACUUGGUCUGCAAGAAAUGGGGGCCAGUGGCAAUGUAAAGUUUACUGGUCGCCAACUUUCUCUGAACGUUCCUUACAUUUUGUAAAUGAUUGUCUAUAGCCACCCAAUAGAUUAAGAAAUGAAAUAAAUGGAGAAAAGGGAUUGCUUUUAGCCAGAAAAUGAGCUUUCUUGACUACCUAUCAAUUAAAAGAUAAAUUCUGGCUACCUGCCCAAUUAAUAGACCAGUCCUCUAUAGUGCCUGUAAAGUUCCAAUCUACAAAAAUGACAGGUAUUGCAUUUUUUAUACACACAACUUGUUUUUAUGCAUAUAACCUUAUUUAUAAAUGUCCCUAUUGUCUUAAGGAGAAUUGGUUGAAAUACAUUAGUCCUUUUUAAUCACACUUGCAGGUUGCAUACAGGCUUAUAAUGUUUGGUGAACAAAGAACAAGGAAAAUUUUUCUCUGUUGCCUUGCCUGCUCCCACAGGAUAGCAAGUAUCUAGUUCAACCCACUUUCCUGUCACAGAACAUUGGUUUAUAGGCUGUGUGAAAUGGCUGUCACUACUUCUGUUUUAGUAACUAGUGGGGAAUUUAAAAGCCAAAAGUGAAGUCUGAAAUGCACUCCUUUCUCUUUGGUUUUCCCUAGCUCCUGGGGCUGAAGAAAUGGAAAACAGAGCUUCAUUGUACAUUCAUAGAUAGAUUUUCAGCAUUAUUCAGCUCCCAAGGGAGGGGCAUACAGCAGUUAUGUCACUUUACCUACUAAUUUAAUUUUGCUUGUAUUAGGCAAAACCUGCAUCUGAACUGGGCGAUGCUGUUCCAACCCCUAUUGGAAUGGGACAGAGUGAGAGAACUGUGGGAACUACCAAAAGAGAUGCCUAAACUUGAAAAAAGGCACAAAGAAAUUUUCUUACUCAUACUGCACUGACUAUCACAUUGCUUAAUCUUUAAUUCUUAGUAGUGUAUUCUAGCAGUAAACAUGUAUGGUAAAUUGAACAGUAAAGUCUUUAAAAAAUGGUUGUGUGUUAAGAUUUUGCUAUGUACCAAAUCGGUUGCAGUCUUAGGCACAAGUGCACAUGCUUACAACUCAGUUUAGCAAUGGAUUACAGCCUGUCAGACUCCAUUCCAGUUAAAUCAAUCAGAAUGGUCUAUAUUUCCUUUUCAUCUUUUUUUUUUUAACCGCUUGCAUCAGUUUUGUUAAAUUUUUGCUUGCUUCUGUUUUAGGGAGCUUUCUAAUAAUGCCAGUAUUGUGUGGUAUUUUGGCACUGCAUUUAUAAAAUUAAUCUUAAACUAUGUGACCCUCACCCAGAUAACAUGUAUCCAUGUAUGGAUUACUGAUUGAUUUAACCGGAAUGGCGUCUGCACAAAUUGCACAAAAGCCUGCUUCUUUGUAGGAAAAUUAUCCAAAUCCAGCACAGUGUAAGAUGCCUGCAGAAAUGGGUAUAUCUAUCUCUCAGUGUGUGCGCACACAUGCAAAUGCUAUGUCCGUCAUCGAGCCCCAAUGGUUGUGUGGCUAGAGCUACUGAUAAUGAAGUGGCUCACAAGUAUCUCUGAAACUUUCCAGUGUAGUCCAAAGCAUCUGGAGGGCAUCAGAUUCGCAAUGGCUUUACUUUGGAAUGCAAAUUGCAUACAUGUUCCUAGCUACUAUAACGAGAGGGAGGUUUUUCAGUCUAGGCCCAAUUGAAAUGUGUGAAAGGGCAAUAGUGUUUUAAGAGGUCCACAUUCCAUCUCCUGUAUCUUGCCUUCUCUUGCCCUGGGCUGGCCUUCAUUAUGAGGUGAAUUCCAUGUCCCAAAUCUUACCUGUUGAAUGCCAAAAUACUACAGUUUGGACUGUGUGGUACUAACACUCAGGUUUCUAGGCCGUGUACCUUAAUUUUGAUACAGUGGUACCUCCAGUUGCGCGCGGAAUCUGUUCCAGAGCUCCGGUCAGAUCCCGAGGUGUGCGUAUCCAGAGGAGGUGCUGCUUCUGCGCAUACGCGUGGUGCGGUUUACCGCUUCUGCGCAUGCAUGCUGCACAUAGAGCGCUUCUGCGCAUGCAUGCACGACAAAACCUGGAAAAAUACUUCCGGUUUUGCCGUCCACAUAUCCCAAAGGAUAUUUAACCGGAGGUGAACGUAUUUUCGUGAGUGACAAGUUUGUAUGAAGUCUAGUUAAGGAUGGAGUUUUCAAAAGGUAAUUACUAUUAUAGAAGCAAGUCUUUGGGGGCUUGUGUCACUAGGAAAUUGCCUUUUUAGGUAAUGGCUAAUAUUAUCCAUCAAAUAGUAAUAGCAUAUUGUUAAAGGUUUUUGUGAUUGCUUGCCCAUCUAAAAAUGCAAUGCUCUAGGAAAGAUGUAGCAAGAUGUUUGAUGAAUUCUGAAUUAAAAUGGUUUAAAUUAUGAGCUGAAAUCCGAGGUUGGUAAUACAGUGGUACCUCGGUUUAAGAGCAGCCCGGUUUAUGAACUGUUCAGUUUACGAACUCCGCAAAACCAGAAGUAGUGUCCCAGUUUGUGAACUUUAGCUCAGUCUAAGGACAGAAGCCGAAUGGUGGAAGGGCACUGGCGGCGGGAGGCCUCAUUAAGGAAAGCGCGCCUCGGUUUAAGAACAGACUUCCAGAACGGAUUAAGUUCGUAAAAUGAGGUACCACUGUACCUGUGUUAAGGUAAAUUAAGGGAAAAGCCAAUCAGAGUUCACUCUUGUCAGAGCUGUUUUCCUGGCAAAACAAUUCAGUAGUUCACUUCUAUUUCUAUGAUGUGAUCAGUUUUUUUAUGUUUCCAUUUAAAAGUGUGGUAUGUGAAAAUACUUUUCUAGUGUAAAAGUACAUUAAGAACAACAACAGAAAAACAGAAGAUAUUUCACAUUUGCGUUGUUAGCUAUCCAUUUUCUGCUGCUUUCUGACUCCAAAGUGAUUAUUAAUGAGAUAGUUGUAUAUUCUUAUUCUGACAGUGCACAACAAAUAUUCCUCUUCUAUAAGGAACCGUUUUACAUUAAACAGAAAAAAAUGAGAAAAAAGCUGUCUCUGAAAUACAGAAAUAUGAACUGUUGCUCAGAACCUUAUUGCAGUAGUGAAAUGUCUUCAGUACCUGUUUUUAGCAGAAACAUUUCUAAAAAUCUAAUCCAUUAAUAAAAUGUUAAUGGGGAAAGCAAAACUUUGGUUAUGGGGUAAAGUAAAAAUAUAUAAGUAAAAAUUAAUUAGCAAGGAGCAGUCAGUGUUCAUCUUAAUCUUUUAAUAGAUAUUUUAGGGUAAUUAAAUAAAGGUUACAUCAGCAUAUGGAAACUUAUCAGACUGGUUUUCAGAUUGUAUGAAACAAAGGUGCUAAUGCCUUGUGAAGAUUAAUAUAUGCUAUGUAUGUAUCAUGAAUGAUGUAAGAAAAUUGUUAAUAACCCUCCUACACAUUUGACAGUUUCAUUAAAAAAACUCUGGGGUCAGUUAGAUCCUAGUCAUAUUCAAAUAACUCCAGCCAUUAUGAAAACACUAAUUAGCACAUUGCUGCAUCAACAUAAAACACUGUAGGUACUUUCUUGCCGUUUAGUUACUUUAUUCAUAUCUUUGUAUGUUUUUGAGUUGAAUGAACAAACAUAGCAGUAAGAUAUUAGGAAUCUGCAAGAUCCCUUAGGAAUUAACAUUCAGAUUCAUUCUCGAUCCUAAUGACAACCCCAUUGAUCCUUUCGAAGGAAGGGUGGGAUAUAAAUAAAAUAAACCAAUUAAAUAAAUAAUCCCUGGAUAGUUGUACCUCUAUACUUACAAACAAUAGUUGUAUAAUUAUUUCAUACUUGUAACACCACGUUUGGUAAUUGUAAAGCUUUUUUAAAAAACCAAAAACUUAAUUUGGAUCCACUUGACCCUAAUCUCAGAUUAGUAACCUGUUGUUGUUUUUUUCUUCUUCAUGUGGAAUGGUAAAUACCAUGUGUGCCCUUCCUGAUGAAAAUUACCCAGCUGUUGUCCUAACCAUAAAGCAUAGUGAGCCAGCCUCGGGCAACAGAUUUUGGAAGCAGUAGACCUGUUUUUGAAUGACUGUUUUUGAAAAUAAUUUUAAAAGUUGUUCAAGUGUUCUCAGAAACGCCUCUAGAAUGUAUAUGCUCAAUGCCUUUCUCUUGAGUUGCUUCUCCAGAAAGAGAGAGGCAAGCAGGAGUGACUUCUUGGUGGGCUCAACAGGAGAGAAGAUAGUGACUUGGUCCUUUCAUCUCAAGUGCUGAAAUGGCUAGAGAAGACAUUUAGCAACCUGACAGAUUUUCCAGUUCUGUAGACGGUUUUAAACUGAAAGGAAACAGUGCUACCUGUUAAGUUUUGUCAAGACCAUCCAUGCUUUCAUUUGUUGCUAUGUUAGGUGAGCCCCCUCCUUUACUUUGCAUGAGGCAGUGGCAAAUUUGGCAGGAAAGUAAGCAGUUUCCACUUACACUUGCUGACCCUAUUGCUGGGUAGAGGGAGAAAAGAAUAUGAAUACCAAUGGAAAGUUCCCCAAGCAAGGAAAUGGAGCUGGGCAGUUUUUACACAUAGAACUCUUAACACUGUGAUGCAGAAUGAGUUAAUGGAAUGAAUAGUAAUCUAUAUAUGCAAUAUCAGAAAUAAAUGGUAGCCAGCUAAAUUGUUAUUUUAGAGGCUGUUGAGUUUUUAAAAUAUUGCGGUGUACCCCCAGUGCUUGAGAGGAGUGCUUCUGUUAUGAAACAAACCUUGUAACCAUUUUUAUUAACACCCCUUAAGCCAGUGGUGGCGAACCUUUGCCCAAACUGCAAAACCGAAACCCACGUAUUUAUCAUCUCCCUCCCUCUUCCCCCCUUGUGCCGGGCGCACUCCCCAGCGAGCUGGCUGGCUCGCUCUUGGGCUACUGCGAUGGGGAGGACGGAGCAGCCCUGAGACCAGGUGAGCAGGGGCGGCCAGGAGGAGAGGGAUAGCCCCCAACCCAGCCAGCCAGCCCAACAGCCAAGCCCGCCUGCCUGCUCUCCACCCGUGAUCCCGGCGUGGUCUUCCCCAUCUUCCUCCCUUCAGCAACGUCGCCGUGGCAGAGGGGUGAGGUUGGGUUGGGCCAGGCAUGCAGAGAGACGGCAGGCGCAGGUGCCCUCCUAGCCCAGGUAGGUCAGGCCCACGGGGGGUGAGGGGCCUGCAGAGGAUUGGAGCUGCGGGGGGCAAAAGGGAAUGGGCAAGGCCUGGCUUGGAGGGGGGAGCUGGGGACUACCACCCAGCACCGGAAAAAGUGCAGGAAAAAAUCACAAGGGUCAAAUAACGAACACUGCUCUGCCCAAUCAGAAACAGCCACUGCCGCAACCAAUUGAAAAACAGACCAAUCGCCGAACAGUAGCAAAAAAAAAAAAAAAGUUCUGGGUUUAAGCAGUGGAUGCACGCAGUAGCAUGGGGAAGAGCGGGAGCACAAAUGGAAAAAACAACAAAACAGUGUGGAUGGGCCGAUGACGCGCGUGCCAGCAGUGAGAGCUCUGUGUGCCCACUCUGGCACGCGUGCCAUAGGUUUGCCACCACUGCCUUAAGCUAUGGAGUGCAGAAGGGCACAGGAUCCAGACUGGCUGUUGGCCCUAAACCUGAAUGCUUUAAUGGUAUAUAGUGUGUGUGAGGAGGAUGGAGUCUCCAUUUUGCUUCCAAACGGAAGAUAAUCACGCAGAUUUGCUAUUGGAGGCAAUGAUUAUUGAUGUUUACACAGUACUUUAAAAAAUAUUUUUAUAUUUGUUAUAAAACUUUGCUCUAAUAGAUCUCAAUUCCUUCUACUUUGUAUUACAAUUGUUCAUGCUUCAUAGGGGCCAUUGAGACUUGUUCUCCUGUACUCAAGGCCAGGAAUGUUUGUGUGUGUGACCUGAGGAAAGGAUAUGGCAGACAUUUUCCCUUCUUAAGUCAAGCUGGGAGCGCUUUGUUGAGAUUGACCACGAGUGCUAUUCCUCUGCGCAAAGGAGUUUACACCUCAAAUUCUCUCCCAUCUUCCACUUGCAUAGCAACAGAAAUAAUCAAGCAUUGGGGAAUCCUGUUUAUCAGAAAACUUAGUGCCUAUGGGGUUAGCUGAUAAAAUGCCAAGCAGUGGCAGUAUAAUGGAUCAGAAUAGGUGGAUCAGAAUAAUCCAAACUCUGUUUUUCUUUUUCUUUUUAAUGAUUCAGGAAGGUCCUUCCAAUUAGCAUGUAUUAAAUGUCACUGGCAGAUUAGACAUUGUGCGGAACGUAGCAACGUACUGUUCACAUUUAGGGAAUGCUCAAACCGUGGUUUGGAGGAUUGGGAAUAAACCUUGGGCUCAUGCAGGGGUGGGGAACCUUUUCAGUCUGAGUGCCUCGUUCCUUCAUGCUUAGCCUUAUGGUGGUAGUGCUUGGGGACAGGGGCAAAAUGGGUGUGACAAAAUUGGGUGGCGCAACAGGUGCAACUCUAGUCUUGGAACUGUAGGCUACAGUCCAGUCAUGCAAAGUUCAGGAGGUUUUGGAGUUACUCAUAUCAAGCCAACUUCAUUUUUUUUUAAGCACACUUAAGUGACGAGUUUUUACAAGCCAUCAAAUGUAUGGAUGUUAUGACAUUAGCAUAGGAGUGAGGUUGCCGCUUUUUCUUGUUUGGAAGUACAGUGGUACCUCGGUUUACAAACUUAAUCCAUUCCAGAAGUCCGUUAUGAAACUGAGGCACACUUUCCCUAAUGAGGCCUCUCACCGCCGGUGCCCUUCCACCAUUCGGCUUCCGUUCUUAGACCAAGGUAAAGUUCACAACUUGGACACUACUUCCGGUUUUGCGGAGUUUGUAAACCAAAUAGUUUGUGAACAGGGCUGUUCUUAAACCGAGAUACCACUGUAAUAGUAAUUAUUGCCUUCAUCAAUGAUUGGCAUUAUUCUAGUAUUCUAGUCUAUAAGAAGGGAGGUGCUUCUUUUAAGAAUUUUGUUUCCUGGAACCACAUGUUGUUCUGUUAUUUCUGACAGGAAUGCCCAAAGAGAAGUACGAUCCACCUGACCCACGGAGGAUGUACACAAUUAUGUCCUCAGAGGAAGCAGCCAAUGGAAAAAAGUCACACUGGGCAGAGUUGGAAAUAAGUGGUAAGUGGAGAGUUAUUGGAUACACGAGAGUAGCAUGGCAAAUAGUCUGGUAUUGUGUGGUUUUUUUUUAAAAAAAAGUGUUUUACUUAGUUUUAUUAAAUGUUUCAGCACAACAAUGUGGUUUAAAAUCCAAAGCAAUUUGAUGGCUGAUUCGAUUAGAAAUUUUGAACAGGCAGUGGGAAAAUAUGUGGAGCCCACCCAGGAAUUAAAUCAGGAGUGUGCCCUGACAGAACAGGCCCAACAGGAAUAUGAGCUUCUGGAUUUGACAAAUGAACUUGUAAAAAGCCAGAUUUGGAAAGAAAAAGUUUGGUUUGGUUUGGAAAUGGGGGGUUGGAUAGACCCUCCUAUGCAGGGACGUUUGGACUUUUCAAGUCUGGCAAUGGGCCAUGAGAUGUUUGGGAUUGUGGGGGCUCUCAAUUUUGGAGGGAUUUUGAAACAUGUUUUUAAAUACCACAUGGAAUUCAGUGUCGAUUAUGGAAAAGGGGCUGAUCUGUCGAGAAGGGUCAAAAAUAUUGCUAAGCUGGAGUUCCCACGAGUGAAACGAGUAGGAGACAAGGGAAAAUACAGUUACAAAUAUGAAGAAGAGCUGUGGAAGGGACAUGGAAGAGACUUAAGGGCCUCGGAUAUAAGGUUACCAGGUUAAUGCGCCAGAUCGAUGGGAUAAUAAGGACUGACAGAACCCGGGACCAGGAGAAAGGGACGCUGGAUGAAGAUUGGAUUUGUUUUUAUUUCUUUUUUUCACUAUUAGGACUGUUUUAUAAAAUUGAUGAAUGUUAGAAAAAUGUUGGAAUGAAACUACUUGGCUUUAGUAAAAAUGUUUAAAGAAUUAUGCAAGAAUAUUAUGGUUAUGAGAAGUUGGUAAAAAUAAGAUUUAAGUUUUAAGUUUCAAGGUUUUCUAUAGUAAGAUAAGAUUAAAAUAGUUUAAGGUAAUGUAAUAACAGAAUAUUAUGAAAUAUGGAAAGGAUUUGCUGUGACAAUUAACAACCAGGAUACAAGGAAGGGGAGGAGGAGGAGGUCAAGGAAAGAGGGUAAUGACAGUUGAGGAGUUGAGAAUAAUGGAUUUGUUUGUAAAUGUUUGUGGUGUAUUUUAUUUUUUUUUCUCUCUUAUUUUGAAUUUGUAUAUGUAUGGUUGGAAGUGGCUUGUUUUUCUCUUUUUCUACUUUGUUUUUCUUUUGUAACUUAAAAAAAUUUUUUUUUCAAUAAAUAUCAUUUAAAAAAAAAAUCCAAAGCAUGUUAAUUUUUUAAAUUUCAGUAUCGUAAUUAAAUUUGUCACCCUUUGUCAAACAUAGUGUGAAAGCCUCUUUUGCUUUGUAAAAGACUGAAUCUGUGCAAAAAAUCUGGCUUUUAAAAACAUCCAAAACUGCAGUCCAAUACACAUUUACCUAGAAGUAAGUCUUAUUGAACCUGAUGGCACUUACUUCUGAGUAGACAUGCAGAGGAUUGCAUUGUAAAUUGCUGAAAUACUUGUGGAAAUGAAUGCUGUAAAUUAAAUAGAUGAAGAAUUCUUUCUCUCUUCUGUUUUGAGUUUACUUCCAAUCUGGAUCCUGCCCACAAUGUCUUCUGAAUCUUCCUGUCUACAUGCUUGCUGACAAGCAAAAAAAUAAAUCUGAAAGCUUGAUGACUGAGAACUUCACUUUGCAGAAAUUACAUUCUCUUGAGCAACUUUUAUUAUAAUGGUUGUGGAUAUGGUAAUGCUUCGUAUCAGUUUACCCAAUACUAGGCUGAAUAGUCUGUUAUUUCCUGAUUCCCUUUUUCAAAUAGUGGUAUGUUUUUUUGUCUUCCCAAUUCCAGCCUCUCAUAAGGUCAGAAUUUUGCAUACUUAAGUUCUUUAAGAGCUUUCAGGUAUAUGCCAUCCAGACCAAGGUUUUAACUGGUAAAUCUCUUAUUCUCUCUUUUUUUUAUUUUACGUGUAGAUUUAAAAGACCUUCACAUUUUGUCCUGGAGGCAUUUCAGUUCUUUAAAACUGAUCCUCUAAUGUGUGUGUGUGUGUGUGUGUGUGUGUGUGUGUGUGUGUGUAUUAAAAAAAGAAAAUUUCCUCUUUACAGGCAACUUACCAUUAAUAUAUAUGUUGAAUUUGAUAGCACCGUGUUCACUGUUUUCCAAUUGAUUCAACAAAACUCCCAUUUCUCAGCCAAUUGUGGAUACCUCUUUCCAUUCAUGUCCAAGGUCUCUUCCCUCCUAGUCAAUUCCAUGUUCAAGGACAGCCAUCUAUUACAUCUAGACAUGUUAUGUGUUGCAAUUUUGAAUGUAGUCCAUGUGAGGGUAAUUGUAGCCAUUGAUUAUUACACUUUCUCCUUUAUGUGAUUUCAUUCUCCAUCACUUUUGGUCAGGGGAGGGACAUUGCAUCAGUGCUGCAAUCAAAUUCAUAUUUACAUAAUGUGACUUAUGAUCUAUUCUGCUUUUUGACAUUCUAAUUAACACUACCCCAACAUGGCCUUCCUUGUUCUUUCUGUAUAUAAAAGGAUACCUCAAUGAUUGUCAUCUUCCUAACAGGUUCCCUUAAUGUUGCAACAGCAACAUUCUGUUUUAGUACUAUGCACCCAGGUUUUUCUCCCCCUGCCUUUGCUUAAAAGCCUCUAGCAUUAGAAUAUAAAAGGCUAUAUAUACAUACAUUUCCAAAACACCUUUUUGUAUGCAGUUUAUCCAACAAUUCCUUUUUGUCUCUUAAAAUCACUGUUAUUUUUGUCCUGAUAAUUUCUAAGCUCUCCAUAUCCCCUAGUUUAGCCACCUGAGAGUUCCUAAAAGGUGAAUCAUCCUGAGCCAGAUGUUCACCAGCUCCUGUUGUUUUCCCCUCAGAAAUCAGUUUAAAAACUGCUUUGCAACCUUUUUGAUGUUAAGAAUCAGCCAUUUACCCCUGAUCUUUAGUUUCUGAUUAGAAACAUAAUAAAUGAUAUAUGCUGAUUUACUGUGCUUUGGCAAUUAGCCUAUUAGUCAAGUAUUCUGUAGGUACUGGUGUAAAGAUCUAUAAAUCUCAAAGGCAGCAAGUUGUCCAUGCAUGCAGGUAUUUUAUUCUGGUAUCAAUGAGUCCAGUGAUAUUUAUUGAACUCAGUACAGAGGUUGUUCUACCAAAAUGUAAUGCCAGAUCCUUUAAAAAAAAAAAAGAUUCUGGAACCUUGGAUUUUAAAAAAAGAAUCUGAUUCUGUUGGGAGAUUUCUUAGCAUUUCGAAAUAUGUAUCUUUCUCUUUUGCGGAUGAAUUAGUACCUGUUGUCUAGAUCAGGGGUUCCCAAAUGGUGGUGAUGCACAAACUUUACUCAAGUGGUCUGCAGCAAGUCUGUAAAUACAAUUAAAUAUCAUAGAGUAUCUAAUAUAACACAUUACAGUUGCUACAACAUGCAGAAAAAUCAUAAAGUGGUCCAUCAAGACCCUCAACGAUUUUCAAGUGAUCUUGGGGGAGGGGGGAGUUUGGGAACCUGUUGAUCCUGCUUCCCUUACCUCUGAUUUCUGCUUUAUUAUGAAGAAGCAUUUGAUCACUUUUGAAGCACAAAAGCCUUGAAUUCCCAUUUCCAUAGUGCAUCACAAAACUAAACAAAAACGGUGGCGAGUUAAAUUUUUGGGCAUAUAUUUCAAAUGUAUCUGUUGAAAUACAUUUUAAAAUAAAAGACAAUUGAGUUGGUGUUUUGGUGGCUGAAUUGAAAAGUACCUAACAAAAAAAGGGGAAGGAGAUAAUUGCAGAAACUGUUUUGCUGUUUUGAUUCAUUUGCAGAAGUACUUUCACAAAUGCAAGACGAGACAGAAAAUGUUUCCCUCUUGUCUUUCAGGGAAAGUAAGAAGCCUAAGUUCAUCCUUGUGGUCACUGACCCACUUAACAGCUUUGCAUCUCAGUGACAACUCCUUAUCCCGUAUUCCUUCAGACAUUGCCAAGCUUCACAAUCUGGUAUAUUUGGACCUGUCAUCUAAUAAAAUCCGCAGUUUACCAGCAGAGCUCGGAAACAUGGUGUCACUCAGGUAAACAAAAUGCAUCUGUGAGGCCAGUAUGAUGUUAUUCAGGUUUCUGUAUGGUUUUGUAUUGCAGUUUAGUAGUAGUAGUAGUAGUAGUAUUUAUUAUUAUUAAGCAGAAAGCUAUCCCACGUUAGCUUCUUGGCUGAUUUAUUUCCAAUUUGUAUUGCAAUCUUUCUGCCUUCUGGUGCUUGGGGAGGGCUGAAAUAUAUUGGUGUUCGCUUCUGAACCUGCUCCAAAUUUCAGGAGUAUAUUGCCCAGCUAUUCAGAAAGAGGUUAAAGUUCCAUUUUAGGCUCUUAGCUUGCUUUAUGGCUGCUCGGAUAAGGAGUCAAUUUGAACCUGGAUGACUGGUUUCAAACUCCAAAGUUUUUCUAAAAAUAUAUGUCCUUUAUGGGAAUAAACAGCUGUUCAUAUUUUUGUUGCUUAUUUGAAGUGUUACAUUUCCUAAAUCCCAAUUUGCCAUCCUGAGUUCUCUCUUCAUGAAAUCCUGUAAUCUUGUGUGUAAUGUGUUCCCCUGAAAAAAAUGAUAAAUCCACUUACUUUAAUGGUUCUUUUUCCUGCUGGCUUAUUGGUAAUCCCCAUGGCAAGGUUAAAACAUUUCUAAACAAGGAUAAAAGCAGCAUCCACCUUGAUAUUCAAUGCAAUACAUAAAGGAGUGGUAUCAUAUUGGUCAUAAUAAGUACAGUCACAUAAAUUUCAUAAAGCCUACUAUUUUAAUUUGUGUGUCAUUAUUGUGAUGCUUUCUCAAAGUUGCUACUAGCAGCUUUCUGAAACUGUUCCGUUAUGUGUUACCAUAUCAUUCUUACAUGCAUCUGGUAUUGGAAGAAGGUGCCAGUGCUGGACAGUCCAGCUUUUCAUACUAAGUGGUUUGCAAGGGUACUUUGACACAGAACCCAUGGGCCACACACUGCCUUGUAAUGUGGGAGGUGGGAAGUGGGGCCAAAAUUUGACCACCACCAGCCCAGCCCUUGUGCUGCCUUCCCAAAACUGGCUAACAAAUGUGCUGGGCUUUGGGAAGGAGGUGUAAGGCUCUGACAGGCUCCUAGAGCCCCACCACCACCUUCCGAAAGCUGGGAAAGCACUAAUUAGGCUUUGGGAAGGAGGAUGGAGGACUCUAGGACCCUGGCAGAGUCUUCAUGCCUCCUUCCCAAAGCCCACCAUCUUGCUUAUCCAGCUUUGGGAAGGCAGGUGCAAGAGGACUGCAGUUGGGAGCAUCAAAAUGUUGCUGAGGGCCACCAAAAAAAGUCCUCAGGGAGUGUGUUGGAUUGCCUUGUGCCAGUGUAUUCUUCAUUUUGCUGCAAGGAGAUGUCUGGCAGUCUACUAAAUGUUUCCACUGCAUGAAAUGCUGAAUGAAUGGUGAGGAGAAAAGAGGAUCAAAGAAGGAAGAAAAGUCUUGUUUCACCUCACCCUCCUCUCGCCCACCUUGUCUCUCACCUCCUGUUUCUAUGCCUUCUUCACAAUGUGGGGAAAGACAAAAUUAUUGUGGGGGCGGGGGAAUUGUGCUCAGUAGAGGAGCACUUCAGGGUGUGUUUCUACAGAGGACUAAGCAGACCCUCACUUAUUAGUUUGGGGGCCAAGGUAGUUGAAAGUGCCUAGCUGAUCUAGGCUCCUAAUCCAGUCCCUGAGAGGAUGGCACAAGGGCAAAGGUGUCCUCUAGAUGCUGUUGGACUCCAGCUUCCAUCAGCCCUGGUCAUUAUUCUUGUUGCUAGGAACUCAACAACAUCUAAAGGGUACCACACUAGGGAAUAGGACACCUGUGUGCUUCAAAAGGCUGAGGGUUGGAUAUAUUUCUUGGGGGCAUGAAGGAACGUUCAUCCGUAGUACUCUCCCUUUUGUGCUUACUUAGCUAAGCAAUUUUUAAAAGAAGGUAGAGAGUCUCUGCAGUUGACAGAAGCCUCUGAUUCUACCUAAUAGCCCAGUUUUCAAAUGGUCGUAGGAGGUGAUUAUGACUAAUAAAAUGUGAGUUGGAGUCCUUUCAUAGAUGUUCUUAAUGAGCAAAGCUACCUGCUUUCACUUUUAUCUCUUCAAGAGUUAGGUUGCUGACUGCCUGGUAAACAAUCUUCUCUUACCUAGCAGGUUUUCUUAAAAAAAAAAAAAACCUCAAUAGUAUAUCAGAAGGCUAAAACUAUAAAAUAGCUCAACUUUGUAGCUGCUUGUGAUGAAAAGAAGCUCAGGAAAUUGUGAUUUCAGUGAACUGAGCAAUGAAUUAAGGCGGGGGAUGGGGUGGUAAAGAACCCCAGUAGCUUUCUUAUAGUUAGCAUAUUUCUUAUAGUAACCACCUUACAUUAUUUUGUUUAGUAAUUUUGACUGUAGGAGUACUUUCUCCAUAGUUUUACUUCAUUAAUGGUUUAACAAGUUUAUGUUUAGAAGAUGUGCUAGUCAGUUUGCUUUAAUUUAUCAUUGUCUUUAACUACUGCAAAAUCAAUAAUCUUUGCUGUUCAGUUUUCCAUUGCUUUUGAAAUGUGCUAUGUUAGCACAGUUUCUCUUUUGUAAUGAAACAAUUUUCAUUUAAAACAAUUAACUGUAUAUAUCUUACUACUUUUGUCUUCAUGUGACUUGCUAAUAGGGAACUCCAUUUAAAUAACAACCUGUUACGAGUCCUACCAUUUGAGCUGGGAAAACUCUUUCAGUUACAGACGUUGGGUUUGAAAGGUAUGAAUUUUAACUAUUUCCCCCAUGCCCUUUGUUUGCAAUUUUCAGUUGAUCUCAUUCCUCAGCCAGCCAUCACUUUCAAGCUGACAUUUUAAGAAAUAAAAUUACUACCUGAACUAGAAAUGGCAUACUAAGAUUCAGGCACUUUGAAAUUAUGAUUUUUACAAAUUUCUCUAAACUGCAAUUGUUUUGAAAAACAUUUUCCACCUUUAUAAGAAGUUCAGUUAAUUUUACUGUUUCUUUUUGCCUGUACAACCAUAGAGUCCAUAUUUGUGUGUGUGUGUGUGUGUGUGUGUGUGUGUCUGGUUCUUUCUCUUCUCUUCUCCCCCCACCCCCACCACCACUCCAGAGUGAGAGUCUGAGAUUUUCAGCAAAAAACAGUUUCCUGAACUAGACACUUUAGAAAUAAAAACCUCAUGAUGUUCUUGAGGUCUCAUUUUCUCACCCUCUUCCCCAAACAUUUCUACAGGAAACCCACUUACACAGGAUAUACUGAAUCUCUAUCAAGAACCAGACGGAACAAGAAGGCUACUGAAUUAUUUGCUUGAUAACCUGGCAGGUACUGCAAAAAGAAGUAAGUAGUGACUUCCUAGAACACUUAUUUGUGGCAUGUAAAAUAAAUAUCAUUAUCUCAUUAUUAUUAUUAUUAUUAUUAUUAUUAUUAUUAUUAUUAUUUUGUCUUCUGCAAAUAGUUUCAACAGAACAGCCACCUCCCAGAUCUUGGAUUAUGUUGCAAGAACCAGAUCGAACAAGACCAACAGGUAGAACUGAAUAAAUCUGUGCUUUCUUUCCAGUCAGUGAAAUUUUGUAUUACCUUGCCUGUGCAUCUUCUUUCCAUUUCACUUUGUUUUUUAUAGCAAGUAGCAUAGACAUUUUAAGGGGGAAGUCAUAUAUGUUUAGAAAUUGAAACAUCUUGCGUUUCUCAUUCUUUCGAAAAUAUUCUAUAUUUAUUGAAAUUUUCAAAAUAUUACAAAAUAAAAAUAAAAAAGAGAAAAAUACAAAAUAAAAAUAGUUAAAAACAACUCAAUCUUUCCAUUACUUAUUUUUCAUUAGCUUAUUUCCCGGACCUCCUCACGCCUCCCUUUUUUGUAUUCCAGUUCGGUUUGUUGGUUCAGCAAAUCCUUCCCCUCUUUGAUUAUCCAAGUCUUUAAUCUUAAAGUAUUGUAACAUUAAAUUUUUACCUGUUAGUAAUCCAUUUUUCAUAUUCCCUUAUAGUAUUACAGCUAGAAACCACUUACUUUCUAUCCAACAUCAUUCUAACAUUCAUUAAUUUUACAAUAUUUCUGUAAAUAGGCUUUAAAUUUCUUCCAAUCUUCUUCCACCGACUCUUCUCCCUGGUCUCGGAUUCUGCCAGUCAUUUCCGCCAGUUCCAUAUAGUCAAUCACCUUCAUCUGCCAUUCUUCCAGAGUGGGUAGAUCUUGUGUCUUCCAAUACUUUGCCAUGAGUAUUCUUGCUGCUGUUGUGGCAUACAUAAAAAAAGUUCUGUCCUUCUUUGGCACCAAUUGGCCGACUAUGCCCAGGAGAAAGGCCUCUGGUUUCUUCAAGAAGGUAUAUUUAAAUACCUUUUUCAAUUCAUUAUAGAUCAUCUCCCAGAAAGCCUUAAUCCUUGGGCACGUCCACCAAAGGUGAAAGAAUGUACCUUCAGUUUCUUUACAUUUCCAACAUUUAUUAUCGGGCAAAUGAUAGAUUUUUGCAAGCUUGACUGGUGUCAUGUACCACCUGUAUAUCAUUUUCAUAAUAUUCUCUCUUAAGGUAUUGCAUGCCGUAAACUUCAUACCUGUGGUCCAUAACUGUUCCCAGUCAGCCAUCAUUAUGUUAUGUCCAACGUCUUGUGCCCAUUUAAUCAUAGCAGAUUUCACCGUUUCAUCCUGAGUAUUCCAUUUCAACAGCAAGUUAUACAUCUUUGAUAAAGUCUUAGUUUUGGGUUCUAACAGUUCUGUUUCUAAUUUUGAUUUUUCCACCUGGAAGCCAAUUUUCUUGUCCAAAUUAUAUGCCUCCAUUAUCUGAUAAUAAUGAAGCCAAUCUCGCACUUUAUUUUUUAGUUUCUCAAAACUCUGCAGUUUCAAUCUGUCUCCCUCUUGUUCCAGAAUUUCCCAAUAUUUCGGCCAUUUGGCCUCCAUAUUGAGCUUAUUUUCAAGUAAAUCCUUAUAUCUUAUCCAGACAUUAAACAAUGCUUUCCUGACAAUAUGGUUUUUGAAUGCUUUAUGUGCUUUGACCUUGUCAUACCACAAAUAUGCAUGCCACCCAAAAACAUUAUUAAAACCUUCUAAAUCCAAAAUGUCUGUGUUCUCAAGAAGCAGCCAUUCUUUCAACCAGCAGAAUGCUGCUGAUUCAUAAUAAAGUUUAAGGUCUGGCAGGGCAAAUCCACCUCUUUCCUUUACAUCAGUUAAUAUUUUAAAUUUUAUUCUGGGCUUCUUGCCCUGCCAAACAAAUCUAGAAAUGUCUCUCUGCCACUUCUUGAAACAGUCCAUUUUGUCCAAGAUUUGCAAUGAUUGAAACAAAAAUAACAUUCUUGGCAAUACAUUCAUCUUUAUAACAGCAAUUCGACCUAACAAGGAAAGCUUCAAGUUUGACCAUAUCUCUAGAUCCUUUUUCACUUCUGACCAACAUUUCUCAUAAUUGUCUUUAAAUAGGUUUAAGUUCUUAGCGGUCAUAUUAACCCCCAGGUAUUUUACUUUCUUAGCCAAUGUUAAACCUGUCUCCUUCUGAAACCUCUCUUUCUCAAUCGGUGUUAAAUUUUUCUCAAGCACCUUAGUUUUUAACUUGUUCAACUUAAAUCCUGCCACAUGACCAAAUUCCUGAAUCAAUUCUAAUACUCUUUUAGUACUAGAUUCUGGCUCCUGUAACGUCAAUACUAAAUCAUCUGCAAAAGCUUUCAAUUUGUACUGUUUGGCUCCGACCUGUAUACCUUUGAUCAGACGGUCCCUUGUGAUCAUAUUUAGCAGAACCUCCAGGACCGAAAUAAAAAGCAAUGGGGAAAUUGGGCAGCCUUGUCGUGUCCCUUUCUUAUCUUAAAUUCCUCUGUCACCACAUUGUUAACUAUUAGUUUAGCCUUUUGUUCUGAAUAAAUUGCAGUUAUACCAUUUUCAAACCCUUGACCAACCUCCAUCCCCUGAAGAUUUUUCUUCAUGAAACUCCAAGAAAUAUUGUCAAAGGCUUUCUCCGCAUCUACAAAAAUUAAAACUGCUUUAGUAUUAAUAUUCACUUGCAACUUCUCCAAAAUGUUGAUUAUAUUCCUCGUGUUGUCAGACAAGUGUCUACCCGGGAGAAAGCCAGCUUGGUCUUUAUGAAUCUCCUCCACUUAUACCUUUUUUAACCUUUUAGCCAAAAUAUCUGCAAAAAUUUUAUAAUCCACAUUAAGCAGGGAUAUGGGGCGGUAGUUCUUAAGUUGUGUCUUUUCAGACUCAUUUUUCGGUAUUAGUGUAAUAUAAGCUUCCUUCCACGACUCUGGCGCUUUUUUCCCCUCCAAAAUUUCAUUACAAACCUCCUUUAGUGGUUGAAUUAUCCAGUCCUUCAAGGAUCUAUAAUAUUUUGAGGUUAAGCCAUCUGGCCCUGGAGAUUUGCCCAACUGCAUGUUCUGGAUGGCACCUUCCACCUCCUGUUCUGUUAUUUUAUAGUUCAACAUUAACUUAUUUUCUUGAGAGAUUUUUUGUAGUCCGUUUGUUUUUAAGAAUUGGUCUAAAUCAAACUCUUUCUGUGGCCCUUGUGUAUAUAACUGUUUGAAGUACCUCUGGAAGCAUUUUCUAAUUUCCACUGGAUUCUGGAUGUUCUUUCCUUCCACUUCCAAGUUGGUAAUGGUGUUAAGUUUUUGUCUUUUUUUCAUUUGCCAAGCUAACAGUUUUCCACAUUUAUUGGCCGAUUCAAAUGUCCUUUGUCUCAUCUGUUUAAUUUUCCAUUCUAUUUCCUGAUUCAUCAUCUUCAUAUAUUGAACUUGGUAUAACUUUAUUUCUCUCAGAAUCUCUUGUGACUUUGGUUUCGCUCUCAGUUUCUUCUCACCCUCUUUUAUUUUUUCCAAAAUUUUAUCUUUUUUCUCAUUUUGAGUUCUCUUCUUUAUUACAUUCUGUUGAAUUAGAAACCCCCUCAUAACUGCUUUGCUUGCGUCCCAGAUUACUCUUUUUCGAUGGUGGUGUUCAUAUUUAUCUCAAAAUAGUCUCUCAAGGUUUUUUGGGCCUUCUUGGUAACCUCUUGAUCUCUAAACAAGGUGUCAUUCAUCCUCCAUCUGAAGGAACCGGUAGGUGUUAAUUUCAUCUCCAUUUUCACAGCAUUAUGGUCGGAGCAAGUUUUAGGGCAAAUUUCCACUUUUCGAGUCUUAGGUGCCAGUCCUCUAGUUAUCCAAAUUUGGUCAAUUCUUGUCCAUGUCAUUUUGGCUUCAGAGAAGAAGGUUCCCUCUCUGCCCAAGGGAUUCUUUAUUCUCCAAAUGUCAAUCAAGUCCAUAUUGUCAGUCAUCUCAAAAAAGGUUUUUGGUAGUCUGCCAUCUUUGGUAACUACCUGUCUCUGCGACUUGUCCAUGUUUGUAGAUACCACUCCAUUCAUAUCUCCCAUCAUGAUAAUGUUGUAAUCCAUAUAGUCUAACAAUGUCUCAUGCAACUUCUUAAAAAUUCAGAUUUCCCCUCAUUUGGUGCAUAUACUCCUACUAUCAAAAAUUUUUCUCCUUGUGUUUGGAUUUCAAUUGCCACAUAUCUUCCUUGGUCAUCUUUAAAAAUAAAUUUCGGUGAUAGGCUCUCUUUCGCGUAAAUUACUACUCCUCUCUUUUUGACCUUGUCCGAUGAAAUAAACUCUUGACCCAAUCAUUUAUUAAUCAGUACUUUCCUAUGAAGCCUUAUCACAUGUGUUUCCUGCAAGCAAAUCAAGUCCAAUUGUUCCUUUUUCAGUAAAUGAAAGACUUUUUUCCUUUUCUCCGGGGAGUUAAAUCCAUGAAUAUUCCAACUUAAUAGUUGCAGGGACAUGGUGUAUUUAUUUUGCUUUUCCUCCAACUGCGCCAAGUAAUUGUUCUUGUUCUGUCGGUGGUGUCACCUUCUCUAACUUGUCCAAUCCCAAAGGUAGUGGUACUAUGUCUUGUAUUCCUGGUUUUAAAGCUCUUAGCUCUUCUUCAGCUUCUUUUUGCAGGUCUUCUCCGUGUUCUUUCAGAAAUUUUUCUUUAUCUUCCACUGAUCUUAUUUUAAACUUUUUCCCUUUAACGGUAAAAGAUAGGCCUUGGGGGAAUUCCCACCUAAAAAUGGUUCUGUUUCCUCUUAACAGGGCCACCAGAUCUCCAUAGUUGGACCUGAGAUCCAAAAGAUGUUUAGGGAUGUCCUUAAAUAUCUCCACUCUUGAUUCAUUUAUUUCCAAGGUCUUCUGGAAGUGCAGACUCAAUAUUCUGUCUCUCUCCUCUCUUGAUCGGAGGGUAAUCAAACAGUCUCUCACCCUGUUCUUUCUCCCCCCUCUUCCAAGUCUAAAAAUAUUCUAAAUACUACAUUAUAAUGGCAGAAAUAUACUUUUUUAAAAAAGGGCAUUUUCCCAUAUGUAUAUCCAUUGUACUGUUUGGAAAUCUGUAAAGUUGUCUGAAUAAAAACACCACCACCAAAACUGAAUGCUGUCCAAACGAUGGCACAGCCAUUCAUGGCAUCUUUAGAAGCAAAUUAUUAAAGAACAUGAGUGGAUGUUAAAAUCAGAAUUAAGUGAGGCCUCAAACCACGUAGAUCCAUUUUGUCAUAAUGGCAACCCAAUCCUAUAUAUCAUGUUUGCUCACCAGUUAAGUGCUGAGUUUAGUGUGGCUUAUGUCCUGGUACAUGUGCAUAGGAUUGUAGCUUAGUUACGAAACAAAGCUUCAAUUGAUUUAGACCUGAAAUUCAAUAAGAGCUCCUAAGUAGUUUAAGGGUUACCCUCAUCUUGGAAAAAGUUCUUUAUAUAAGCUGGCUUUAUGCUGGCUACGGUAACAGCUAUUGACCUUGUAGGGGAAGUUUUGUGCUUCAUUCCAACGCAGAUUGAACCAGUCCAUUAUAUUGCAUUGUCUGCCUAUUUGGUGAAUGGUGGAACUAUCAACCUAGUUUCUAGAGAGAGAAAAUCUAAAUAAUGCUGCAUUAUUAUAGGUCAGCUGCUCAAAUAUAUCUUGGAGCUAAAGUAAGCAAAGCCUAAAGCUGAUCAACUUAUUUAAAGGGAAAGGGGAAAAUGUAUGUUUAAAACAGACAAUUUCUCUGUCUAAGUAAAACUCUCUUAUACUGCAGCCCUGUUUUCUGUCAUGUGUUACAAUGUCCUCUGUGAUAAAUAUGCUACUCGGCAGCUAUAUGGCUACUGCCCAUCAUGGGCAUUGAACUGGGAAUACAGAAAAAAGGCUAUUAUGCAGGAAAUCUUAAGCUGUAAUGCAGACAUCAUAAGUCUUCAGGUGAGAAAUGACUUUGUUCUUUUUUGUUUAUGUAUGCACCCAUUUUUAAAUGUUUUUAACUGAAGCAAUUUUCUUUCUGCAUAUAAGAUGGGAAUCAUUACAAGACCCCUACAAUAUGCUCUUAAGCCUGCUCUGAGAACUAUUUGGAUGAAAUUCCAAUAAUACAGUAAAAUGAAUAGGGGACUAGUAAAGGAUGCCUAUGAAGCUUAAAUAUUUGUUGUUGUCUUUACUCCCCACCCACCCAGUGAGAGUCGCUUCCUGAUUUAUCAUGCCUGUGUCGAGAUUCAUUUGCUCUCCCAUCUGUUAGAAGGCUGGGUUACGUGGCUGCAGAUGAUGUGCCAAACCAGCAGAUGCAGUGAAAAGAGUUGCACAGCUUUUCUGCCAGGGAUUACACGGGCCUUGAAGCAGAAAACAGGAAUUAGGGUCAACCCUGCUGGCCAAUAGACAUUUCACCAAGCCAGGGAAAUUCUGUUCUGUUUAUUAAAGAUCAUAGCCUGUCAUGUCUUUAAGAGCUUGAGGUGGGCAACAGUCGAUCAAAAAUGUAUAUAAAAUAUGUAAAUUCCUGUUAAAAUGGGUCACAACUCUGUCCAGGUAUUUUCCCCUUUCCUCCCUUCUGUAUGUUCCCCUCCUUCCAUUGUCUUUUUCCUCCCUUCCGUUGUUGCUUAAAAUACGCAGUUUCUUGCAUGGUUGUUUUUCCUAGUGUUGUGGACAUACUUCUGUCUCUGAACUAGUCUAGUGUGUAUCUUCUGUUCUGAUUACCUUUUCUGAAGGACUCUGCUAAACAAUAUUUUUAUUGCAUGUAGCAGAGUGUAACAGAGAAUUUUGUGCAUAGCAGAGAAUUUUGGUGUUUAAUAUAUUUGUACUGUAGUGUUCUCUGGAAGCUGUUGGUUCCUGCAUCCAAGUUUGUGGAGGGGUUUCUACUAAUUGCAGGUUCUCCAGCUGUUGAAGAUAGUUGCAUGUGGAUGCCUUAUAUUUUUGCUCCUUGAGUUCUUAAAGCUGCCCAUUUUGGUCACAGAAAAACUCAGUAUUGCUACUAGUAUUAAGUAACUGCAAGAUUGUUUUUGCAGUUGUUAAUGUACUCUGAAUUAUUUAAUACAAUGGCUGGGGUUCACUUAAUGUUUGGCUCAAGAUGAUAAUUUUGUGGAAAAGAGUCCAGUGACCAUGGCAUCUGAUUUUCGGUGGGCUCCAGAUUUAAUAGCUUGGCAGGGAUAAAGUUUAAUUGCUAUUUUUCAAACAAAUAUUUUUGUGGAUUUGUACUAUUACUGUUCUCAGCAGUCUUCUGCAUUGGUCCUUUAUAUACCCUAUAAACUUCCAGCUGUUCUACUUUUAUAUUUAGUUUAAUUGCUUACUCCAUCGUGUCCUCGGAUAUGUGGUGCCUUUUGAAUUUUAGACUGUUUCCAUCAGUCAUUAUUUAGAUGGAGGAGAGGGGAAACUGCCAGAUCAGCUGACAGUGUCUCUAUGACUGUUCUUACUAUUUCACUCAUCCUGAGCUACAUGCUUUGCAGGCAUGCUAAAAUGGCACAUUUUAUUCUGGACUGGCGUUGUGGCUUAAUCCAUUUCACAGUAAUGUAAUCUGAUGACUUCUUGUUAUAUUGACAUGGAGCAUCCGCUGAGUGGAGUUUGAAUCAUGUGACACUUCUGCCGGCAGAAGGGGCUAGUUGACUUUUUUUAAUAAUCUGCUGUUUUUAAUAAUCUGCAACUGUCUUUUGAAAUCAGGUGCAUAUUUUUAUCUUUGAAAAGCACCGCUUCUCCCUUGGGUGCAACAGUAUUGUUAGAAGCUCUUAGUGGCUCAGGAAACAGGAAGGUGUGUGUACUUGUGGUGUAUUUAUGGUGCAUGUGUAGCACUGGUCACACCCAUUGAUGGCAUGUGAGCCUCAAAGCCCUCUGGUCAAAAAUGUUAGCUAUUCCCGUGUUAGGCUCUCUAUCCUGAAGGGAGGUACGCUGAUGAUGGAUUCCUGCUGCUGCUUUGUUCCUACUGUAUUGUAUAUGGUUGGCAGACAAGUCAGAGUCCCACAUAAGCUGUUCUACAGAAAGGCAUAUGUCUACAUACAUAUCAGUAAAAUAAAAUAUAACACUAGUUCUUCUCUGCCAUUAUUUCAGUUGCUGUCUUUUCACAUUAUACUUUCUCAAUGGACAUAACUUCAGAGUCCUGCUUUAAAGGGGUAUCCGUUGGAGACUUGAAUUCAUUUUCUUUUUAAAAGUUGCAUUGUGCAUUUGAUAGUUCACCUAAUUCUUGCACUGUCUUACAUUUUAGGAGGUUGAAACUGAGCAGUACUACAGUUUUUUCCUAGCAGAAUUGAAAGAGCGUGGAUACAACGGAUUCUUCAGUCCGAAAUCCAGAGCUAGGACAAUGUCAGAACAAGAGAGAAAACAUGUUGAUGGUUGUGCAAUAUUUUUCAAGACAGAAAAGUAAGAUAAAACUUGUAUCUUGUUCUCUGGCUACAGUGAAUGAGGUUGCACAGCAACAUCAGUUUUUAAUCCUCUAUGAAACCAGAGGCAGUCCUAUAGCUUUGUUUUCAGUGUAUUUCGUGUCAUUAUACUAUAAAAAUUCUUGUUGCAAAAGGAUUAUUUCAGUAAUUUGGGGAGCCUAUCAAUACUUUGGCUGUUUAGGACUAGGUAACUUGAGUAGUAAAAUUGUUCACUCAUGAAAUAUGAAUAAAGUCGUGGCCUCCUAUGAAUUCUCGUAAUAGUUCACAGCUUUUGGUGGAAUGAUGAAUAGUAAUGGUUAUAUUUAUUUAAGAAAAUGUCUGCAUGUUGGCUUGUAUGUGUUCAAGCUUUUAUGAUGGCCACAGUUGUGGUAAGCUGUCACAGCCAUUAUAUUCACAUUGAGAAGUCUAGUUACCUAAUUUCUGUCAGCUGUGCAGAUAGAAUAUGUGAAUCAUAUUGUGAUAAAAUGAAAAAUACGGUGUUAUGUGCAGAUCUUGCUUUAAAUUGAUUUUAUUGCUUUCAGGUUCACCUUGGUUCAGAAGCAUACUGUUGAAUUUAAUCAGCUGGCUAUGGCAAACUCAGAAGGAUCAGAAGCAAUGCUGAACAGAGUAAUGACAAAAGACAACAUUGGAGUUGCUGUGUUGCUAGAGCUACGAAAGGAGUUAAUAGAAAUGUCAUGUAAGUGAAUGCAAAUCCAGUUUUCGACUGGACUCUGCAGCCAUCUUCCGCAUACCCUUUGCUGCUUUGGAAAAGAGUUGAGAACUGGUUUAUCUACCAGUUCUGGUGACUGAAACUCAUACCCAAUGGAUAGGAGAAGUCUCUACUUCUAACUUUGAGAACUUAGUGUGAAACUAAAAACAUUCCAAGGAGAUGCAGACAGUUGCUUAACCACAAAAUUUGUUUUUGCCCACCACCACCACCUAAAUUUUUUGCAUACUGUUUAAGGUGUAUGUGGAGUAGUCAUGCUGCCCCAAACUGGAGAAUGGUUUUUCAUGCAUCUACCUGUCAAUACAACUUUUAAAAUGUACUGUAAACCCCACCCCACCCUUUUUUUAAAAAGAAAAAAUGGUUUUGAUUUAAAAGGGUAGUGAAAUGGGAUCAAAGUGGAAUGAGGAGAUGUGAAGAUUCUUGAGGCUAGAAAAAGAUUUCUAAGUCAUCACUAUUUUCUCAUCUCCGUGUCUGUGCUUUCCUACUGGCCAUGAUUUGUUCCUUUGACUGCCCUAGUAUUUGCGCACAUCUGCGGUAAAGAUGCUGCUUAGCUUAGUAUGGAUGACAAACUGUAUUUGCAGAUAAUGAAUGUAGCCUCUAUUUUCAGUUAAGUAAAUACUAAUACACUUUGUCACUGCAAACAGUAUCUGUCUAGAUUGCAGAAUUCUUUUGUGUGGUACUUGUCUUUAUUGCUGUAUGGGGAAAGGGUAAUGACUGACAAAUACUGCAGUUAAAAUGCAUAUUAUGUCUGCUAGAAAAUUGUAGAUAUAGUAGCUUAGAACUUAUUUGCAGUCCAUCACAGUAGCUGUUCAUUAUCAUGUCGAUAAUGCAAUAAAGCCAGCAGAGGGAGCACAGAGCCCUUUUUUGUUUUAAACUCAUAAAAUGGCUGGUUGAGAUAAGGAAUUCUGUAUUUGUAAAGUCCCAGUUAAUUACUGCUGAUUAGUUUGAUAUAUUUCUUUAGCAGUAUUUUUAAAGCCCUUUUCACCAAUGCAACCUAUGUAGUGAAGUAUCACUGCUGUUUUCUGAAGGGUUUUUUAUUUCCCAUUUUAGCAGGCAAGCCACACCCAGGAAUGGAUAAACAGCUGGUCCUUGUAGCAAAUGCACACAUGCACUGGGACCCGGAGUAUUCUGAUGUGAAGCUGGUUCAGACCAUGAUGUUCCUUUCUGAGGUAAAGAACAUAAUAGACAAAGCCUCUCGGAGUCUCAAGCCUGGUAUUUCGGGAGAACAUGCAACAAUUCCACUUGUAUUGUGUGCAGAUCUGAAUUCUCUGCCCGAUUCAGGUAAGUGCAGCCAUAUUCCACUUGCUGAGGUGUUGUAACAAUGCUUUUGUUGAAACUGCUGGAAGUUGAAUAAAACUUGAUAGUGAAAGAGGCUCACAGAGCCAUUUUGAAGGCUGUGCAGAAAUGAACUUGAGGGAUGGCUCUCAGAGCUCACCAGCUGAUAGACACUGAAAGCCCUCUUGGCUGCACUAGUGGGUUCCUCAUGAAGGGGUCCCCGGCUCAGACUCCCUGUGUUCCCUGUGUGUGCCAAGAGAGAGUCUGCUUGCCAAGAAACAGUUGCAUGCCCGCUUCAAGCUCUCAAUUGUUCCAUUGCAGGCAUGUCUUUAUUUGUCCACAUAUAAUGGCAGGUGAGCAUGAUUUUGGGGAAACAGCCUCACAGGACAAAUUAGGACCCCUGUGAGCUGGAAGUUUACCACCACUAAAUCAGAGAAAUCGAGCCUAACACUUCACCCUUAAUCAAAUCUUAUGAUCCCUAAAUUGCAGCCAAGGGAGUGAGUGUAUGGGGGGUGGAUUGUACUAUUGAGAUGGAUCAUCCAUCAUGAAUGUAAUACUAUUUAAGAGGGAUAGGUUGCUUGUUGUUGUUUUUUAAAAAAAAUUCCUUCACCCUAGGUGUGGUUGAAUAUUUGAGUACCGGUGGAGUGGAGACAAACCAUAAAGAUUUUAAGGAACUGAGAUACAAUGAAAGUCUCACUAACUUCAGUUGUAAUGGGAAAAAUGGAACCACCAAUGGAAGGAUUACUCAUGGUUUCAAGUUGAAGAGUGCCUAUGAGAAUGGCCUAAUGCCUUAUACGAAUUACACAUUUGAUUUCAAGGUGAGAGUUGAAAUAAAUUCCCAUUGCACUAUUACUGUUUUAUUGCUUAUUCAGCAUAGGUGUGCAAGAAGUUUGAUGAACUAUUAAAACAAAAAUGGAAGGGUUAGUAACAAAUUAAUUGUCAGGUUGGGGUAGUAUUAAGUUUUGGAAGCACUUUCAAAGAGAAGAAAGCAGGCUGAUAAAGGAAAAGGAUGCUCUCCCAGUCACAGGAAACAGCACAACAGCAGUAGCCAUUGCUUGCGCUUAAGAGGCCCAUGGCCAUGAGAAGGUCGUGACCAAAAGUUGCCUAACUUUACACAAUAAUUCCUAGGGGUAAUAUUGCCUCUUCAGAGGUAUUAACAAGAAAUAUAUGUGAGUCUCAGUGGAGCAUGUGAACACCUUAUGAUGACUAACACUUUAAGAAUUAUCUCAAAGUUUCUCUCCUAUCAUUCAGUGAGUUUAUAGCAGUUGACAGUAAAACAAAUAACACAUUUUUAAAAAUCAUUUAUUUACAUAUUUAUUUCCAGCUUUCUGAGGCAAGUUGUCAUAAAGUAUGUUACAAUAAGUGUGUUAGCAUCUAAAUAAACAAGAACAUGAAAUCUACAGUGAAAUCGAGGGCAAGGCAAAGCAUAAAUGACCAUGAAAGGAGCUCAUGUUGCAACAAGACUAUCUUAAGCUGCCCCCAGAACACUAGAAGGGGUAAUACUAAACCUACAGCCUGAAAAGGGGUAUUUCACAGUUCUGGGGUAGCAGUAGAGAUGGACUUGCUUUGAGCAUGAUGGAAUCUGAAGCAGGACAUUGCAUCUCUUUUCAAACUCUGAGAAUAAUAAUAAUAUUAUUAAGUUGAUUAAUAAUUUUAUUGAAAUCAUUUAGAACAUAAAUCAGUUACACAGACAACAAAAACAGAACAAACCACGACCCUUGACCCCCCAAAGCAAAAUAAACAAGACAGUAAAACAGAACCAAACAGCAACACAAAAAGUAAAAGAAAAAAUUGUCACCUAUAUAUACCAUAUUUUCAUUCCAAAUUCUUCUUUCUUGACUUCAUCCUGUACCUGGUUUUCUAUUUUCUCCUUCUAAACUGUCUCUUUUUUGAAUUAUUUUUAUGAUUUUUCCAAGUUAAUCAAAACAAGACCAGGUAUUUAUUUGGGGGCACUGCUUUUUAAAAUAUUCUCUACAUUUUCCCCAUUCUUUCUGGAACUUUUGUUUGGGCUGUUAUUUAUUAUUUAUACCCCACCCAUCUGGCUGGGUUUCCCCAGCCACUCUGGGCGGCUCCCUGCCAAAUAUUAAAAACACAAUACAGCAUUAAACAUUAAAAACUUCCCUAAACAGGGCUGCCUUCAGAUGUCUUUUAAAAGUAGGAUAGAAUCACAUGAGAACAAGUGGUCCUCAGUGUGUCUGGGAUCCAUACCAUUUAGGCACCUGAAUUUGCCUUGGGACCAUGACCGUAGUCAGGGUAGGUGCUUCAGCACUAGAGUUAUGUGGUUACUGAAGUCCAUACCUGAUAUCAGUUGAAAUUGCUUCCAGUUGUGUGUCUUUCCUUUCUGAAAAUAUUCACUCCAUUUUCUCUCUUUUCAAAAGGGUAUUAUUGACUACAUCUUCUACUCUAAACCUCAGCUGAAUAUUCUUGGCAUCCUGGGACCUUUGGAUCACCAUUGGCUAAUAGAGAACAAUAUAAGUGGCUGUCCACACCCGCUCAUUCCUUCUGACCACUUCUCACUUUUUGCACAACUGGAGCUGGUGCUGCCUUUCCUGCCCCCGGUAAAUGGAAUCCAUCUGCCUAGCAGGAGGUAGUCAAGUACAUUUUAGAGGGCAACCUCAGUCUGAUUUGUAAAAUUGUAAAAUCUGAAUAUAGAGGAGUGAGGUAUGGCCAACAGGGAUCUUUCUUAAUGAUCUUAAUUUUAAAUCUAAUUAUUUCAUAAAGAAAUAGUAAAAGCCAGGUGCUAUCAGACACACAAUUCUGAGCCCAACAUGCUUUAUUUACUGUUAGACAGGGACUGGUGCGUUGGCACCUCUCUUAGAUUUGUUACAAUUAACCUGUUCUAUCCAAUGUAAUAUUUCAUGCCUUGAAAAUAGGGAAUUACUAUAAUAAAUUCUCUUCGCACAGAUAUCUGUAGCACUACUUUUUUGAGGCCAGUAGUAAAACAUCAAAAGACCAUUCUUCCAUACUUCACUCCCUUCUUUUUCAGACUUGUUUGUUUGUAAAAUAUAGAAUUUGAAUUUAGCCUUUAUUGAUUGUAUAUGAACAACAGAAAACCUGAUUUAUGAGAUUUUGUACUUUAAAAAAAAACAACCAGAUUUGGAAAAUGAUUGUAUUGUAAACUAAGGCUAAAUUUUUAUCUGUUUCAUGUGUUAUAAAGGCCAGCUUGUAAAAGAAGUUGCAGCAGGCUUUCUCUGCUAAUGAUUUGCACUGUUAGGGUUUUUAGCCCUUAUGUACUACUUCAUUUUUUAAAAUUGAGAACACUGCUUUUAAAUCUAAAUUUGGUUAAAUGAUAACAAAUUUCUUCAAGCCAGUUAACAUACAUUCAUUUCUUUCUUUCUUUUAACUUAAAGCAACAGCGCAAACUUGUUCUCGGAACAGAUAAGCUAAGCAGUGACUGA